GUUGGAACAGAGACGACUGAGGAUGCUUAAUCUGCAGUGGCUGUAGGAAAAUAUUUUCUUUUCUUGAGUUGCUGCAAAAAUGCUGAGAACUUGAUAAUUAACCAGCAAACACACUGGAUUCUGGAAGGCUUUUUAAUGGAGAAAAGACAAAUAGUGUUGCCUCUCACUGUUCACCUACUCGCCAGUACAGGCGACUCGCUGACAGUGCAACAAGCUGUUGACCAGCUUCUACAUGUGCUAUGUCCCAAUGUACUACUGUUUCUGGUUUCAGAACGAACUGUACCAGUUAUGUCAUAUGGAUGUCAUAAGAAAAAGUUUGAAUUUCCAGGAGUUUCUGUGACACUCUUUCUCCAUGAAGACUUGGGGGAGGAAAGGAUAAGUCGUAUUUAUGACUAUUUCCAGCUAUCCCCUUGGAAUCACAUCAACACAGAAAUGAAACAGAGAAGAAUCAGUGACUUUAAUCAAGCUCCUGAUGAUUUUUAUAGUAUAGAUACACACAUGCCUGUUUGGGGAAUAAGACAGGUUCAUUAUGGAACAGAAAUUGUGAGACUUACCCUGUACUGUAGCUUUGACAAUUAUGAUGAAGCCGUGAGCCUUUAUGAAACGAUCUUGCAGAUGGAAGCAGCUAGCCAGAAAACUGGAUUUUGCUUCUUUGUAUUGUAUUCCACAAAGGAUAUAUCUAUCCAGCUAUCCUUGAAACAACUUCCUCCAGGGAUUUCUGCAGAAGUUAAAGAUGCAUGCGCCCUACAGUUCAUGGUUCAUGCUAUAGGCCAGUUGGUUCCGUUGUUGCCAUAUCCUUGUGUGCCAAUCAGUGACACAAGAUGGCAAACUCAAGAUUAUGAUGGCAAUAAGAUCUUGCUGCUGGUUACUGAUGGUACUACUGUGACCAAAGACCAGUUGGACAACAAAGACGAUACCCCACAAACAUUUUCAUUCAUGAGGCUACCCAGAACCUUGAAGAGUCAGAAGCAUAUUAAUGUGGGUCAUUGUAAACAGAAGCAUACUUCUAACAUAUUAUGCAAUACAUCAGAUCACACUAGAGACUCAUAUUUGUGUAGUAGAUGGCCUGAAAAACUUGUGUCUAAGAUUGACCUGCAGUUUAAAGAAACAGAGACAAAUGUGGAUACUGGAUAUACUGCAGUGAAUCUUAGAGACCAACAAGCUUUUCUUAACAUAUUUUCAACGGAUCACAAUAUGCCAAUUUCUGAGGAUAGCUCCUCGUUUCGUGCAGGUUGUAAAGCACCUAUAUUCUUGCCAACUGUGCAUGAAGAUUCUUUCACCAAAUCAGCAGCAAAAAGGAACAAAGGAUUUGAUACAGGGAACAAAAUGUUUCACAUGGAAAGUUUGCAGAUGCACAAUUGUAAUAGCAAACUACAGGAAGAUGCAUUUUAUAUCUGACUGAUCACAGACUGUGCUACCUUAUUUUAGAAUGUUCAUAAGGACAAAUUGUAUUAUAUUUUUGAGAUAGAAACAUAGAACUCUAUCAUGAGUCCUACAUUUCUGCACUGAUUUACCUCCACAUUAAAGAAUAAAAAAAACCUGUUUUAUUUGUUUGUUAUAUUAAAUAUAUCCAUAUAUAUAAUUUGUGUUUAUAACUUUCCUUUUCAUUGGCUUCUUAAAUUGCUAAAUUGAAAAGAGCCAUAUCUAGUGCCAGAAAUUCUUCCAGUGUGGUGACUGAUACACGUUGGAAUACAUUACUCUUUAAGAAUUAAUGUGAUGUAAUCACAAAAUCUAAUGCUAUAUAUGAAUAUAAAAAGUGUACAAUGAAUAUAAUUGUGCUGUUUCAAUAUUAAUAAAUGAUAUAUGCUGUUAUGCACAGUA
Messenger RNA from Bombina bombina (fire-bellied toad), 1821 nucleotides. It is a transcript of the gene FAM124B, whose product is annotated as family with sequence similarity 124 member B. The coding region runs from base 136 to 1398 and encodes 420 amino acids. The transcript is spliced from 3 exons. Gene Ontology annotation, cellular component: nucleoplasm. NCBI's taxonomy places the organism in Eukaryota, Metazoa, Chordata, Amphibia, Anura, Bombinatoridae. The record is from RefSeq and is a predicted model, not a curated record.